This is a messenger RNA of Mycosarcoma maydis (corn smut), 519 nucleotides long. RefSeq lists its product as uncharacterized. NCBI's taxonomy places the organism in Eukaryota, Fungi, Basidiomycota, Ustilaginomycetes, Ustilaginales. The transcript has 5 exons. Bases 1 to 519 code for a protein of 172 amino acids. The record is from RefSeq and is a predicted model, not a curated record.
AUGGCCGCUCAAGCUCAGCAACUCCAGCAGAAGGUGGAAUACUUCAUCGCUCAGAUCGACAAAGAGCUUUCCAGGUACCCCGCUCUGAAGAAGUUUGAGCAGACCGUCCCCGUCCCCAAGGCCUACGCUGCCAUUGGUGCUUUCGGUAUCUUCACUCUUUUCGUCUUCUUCAACAUUGCCGCUGGCUUCUUGACCAACCUGCUGGGCUUCUUCGUUCCCGCCUACUUCUCGCUCAAGGCGCUCGAGAGCCCCCAGCCCCAGGACGACAUCCAGUGGCUCACCUACUGGGUCGUGUUCGGCAUGUUUACCUUCCUCGAGACCUUCAUCAACAUCGUGCUUUACUACGUCCCCUGGUACUACACCAUCAAGACGCUCGCCAUCGUCUGGCUCAUGCUUCCCCAGACCCAGGGCGCCAAGAUGGUCUACAGCAAGGUCAUCCGACCCGCUUUCCUCACCACCCAAAAGACCGUGCACCAGGCCAACGCAAGUACUCCUGCUGCUCCCGCCGAGACCCACUAA